Phalaenopsis equestris is the source of this 2369-nucleotide messenger RNA. RefSeq names its product probable serine/threonine-protein kinase abkC. Bases 268 to 2172 code for a protein of 634 amino acids. Lineage: Eukaryota; Viridiplantae; Streptophyta; Magnoliopsida; Asparagales; Orchidaceae. The transcript has 5 exons. The record is from RefSeq and is a predicted model, not a curated record.
CCGAGCGGACCUUUGUGUUUCGUGCUGCUUUGCAGCUGCGAAUAAACCCUAGUUAUAUACCUUUGUUCUAGUGGUUGUGGAGAAGGUUUUUGGCAGCGAGAAUAGCUGUGUCGUGGACUACUCUUGACCGUUUGGUUCGUUUCUUUUGGUCUUCAUCAACCCUGGUUUCUGGAGCAUAAGCUGGAGACUGUUAUUCUUUUCCUAGUUUAUUCUUGUUUGAUUUUGUUUAUCUGCUGCUCUGCGGGGGAUCGGUUAUGAAGGAUUCCGAUGCUACGCGUCGUAGCAAAUCACGGGAGGUUAUUUGCAUUUGUUGGUGAUAGGAAGGCUGGUUACUUUUUACAAUCCAAUCAGAAACCGGGCCACCCUGGACUAAGAAAUCAUUGUUCAGCAGCUAAAUUUGGUGCCUUCAAUUCGUUUAGAAGACUGAUUUCACAUUGUAGAAACUGUAGUAGAGGAAAUGUUGCUUCCGGGAGAUCUAGCGUAAAAGAGAACUUCUGGAACGGUACUAGCAGCAGAACUUUCUACUCUGUCCCAUUCGGUAAGCCUUUUGUAACCAGCCACGCUCGACUAAGUUGGAAGAAGCUCACUUUGAUUUAUUCUCCUGGAGGUCCACUGUUCUCACCAGUUGGUAGGAUUGCGUGUACCUUGAGCUUGGCCUUGACUCGAUUCCAUGUUAUUCCCGGCAUUCUUGCUUUGAGUGUUGGGGAGUUAGAAUGGGUGCAGAAAACUCACGCGGAUGGGCAUUUCUUCUCUGCGGGGAACGGUCUUUAUAUUGGCGCACAGGAUGGACGUUUGUAUAUAUCUUCGAUCUUUUAUUCAUUCAUAGAAUGUGUUUUUCUAAUCUUCCGAGCAGCCUACUUGGCAGUUCUCUUCUUUCCAGCCAUUUUGAUGGCUCCAUUUGCAGAUUCCUUUGGUGUUGAGUUUAGGAAGACAUGGCUUCUGCUUGUCCAUGGAACUCUUGAGCAAGCAGGUCCAGCAUUCAUAAAAUGGGGACAGUGGGCAGCCACUCGACCAGAUCUCUUCCCUAAUGACCUCUGCACGGCACUUUCAAUGCUUCACAGUAAAGCACCCGCACAUAGCUUCACGUACAGUAAGAACACUAUUGAGAAAGCAUUUGGUCGGAAGCUUGAUGAGAUUUUUGAGCAGUUUGAGGAGUCUCCUGUGGCAUCAGGUAGCAUAGCACAAGUUCAUCAAGCUUCCCUUAGGUUUCAACAUCCCGGUCAGAGGUUGAGUAAACCUAUUCCUGUUGCUGUGAAGGUUAGGCAUCCUGGGGUGGGUGAAUCUAUAAAAAGGGAUUUCACAAUUAUUAAUUUUGUUGCAAAACUUUCGAGUUACAUACCCGCCCUUAAUUGGUUACGACUGGAUGAAAGUGUUCGUCAGUUUGCGGUGUUCAUGAUGUCACAAGUAGAUCUCGCAAGAGAAGCUGCUAAUUUGAGUCGGUUUAUUUACAAUUUUCGUAGAUGGAAGGAUGUGUCAUUCCCAAAACCAUUUUAUCCACUCGUGCAUCCUGCUGUUCUUGUGGAGACGUUCGAACCUGGGGAUUCUGUGACUCACUAUAUUGAUGGACUUGGUGGAAACACACGUAUUAAAAGUGAUCUUGCGCAUAUUGGUACACAUGCGCUCCUCAAGAUGCUUUUGGUGGAUAAUUUUAUUCAUGCAGACAUGCAUCCUGGAAAUAUCCUUGUUCGAUUGCCUCAAAGAAAAAGGUCAAGAAAAAGGCUCUUUAGACCAAAACCUCAUAUCAUAUUUCUUGAUGUUGGGAUGACAGCUGAGCUUUCUAAAAGUGACCGCCGUAACUUGAUGGAAUUCUUUAAGGCUGUUGCUCUUCGAGAUGGCAGAACAGCUGCAGAAUGCACAUUAAGAUUAUCAAGAAAGCAAAGUUGUCCAGACCCAAAGGCCUUCACUGAGGAGCUGGAGAGGGCAUUUACCUUUUGGGGUACUCCUGACGGCGACGUCAUUCAUCCUGUAGAAUGCAUGCAUCAUUUGCUUGAACAAGUUCGUCGCUAUAGAGUGAAUGUUGAUGGAAGUAUUUGCAGUGUGUUGGUGACAAUAUUGGUCCUCGAGGGUUGGCAACGCAAGCUUGAUCCAGAUUACGAUAUAAUGCAUACGCUGAGGACAUUACUGUUGAACCCAGACGGCGUGCAGCAGCCUAUCGAUUACUUCUUCUCAUAAUAGAGCUUUUUGGCACACAAUUCCAUAAUUUUUUCUUAAUUUUUGAUGGAGAGAAAUAAACAUUUUAGUUUGGCUUGGCUUUCUGUCUUGAAUCUGAUUAAUCAAUCAAAUUUGAGCUCGAAUCCAAGCUUAAUUUUUUAAGUUUGAAACAGCUUGUGAGGAUUUUCAUUUUUUAUGAAGUUAUAGUUUUGAUUCAA